This is a messenger RNA of Glarea lozoyensis ATCC 20868, 807 nucleotides long. RefSeq lists its product as uncharacterized. Lineage: Eukaryota; Fungi; Ascomycota; Leotiomycetes; Helotiales; Helotiaceae. The record is from RefSeq and is a predicted model, not a curated record. The coding region runs from base 1 to 807 and encodes 268 amino acids. The transcript has a single exon.
AUGAGCGUGGGUGUUGGCCUAGGCAUUACUCUAAGAACAGAACACUUUUCUUCACCAGCCUCUUCAUUUUUGACGAGGACAGAGAAGUCUCUCAAAAACCAAGAGCUAAGAAGAAUGUUAGCUGUGGAAAGCUCGUCAGAAUGCUGGCUUCCGUCUCGUAAAAAUCCAAGUCCCUAUCCACCUGUAAAAACUCCGAGGCAAAGUAGCUUGCAAGGCCUGGAAGGCAGCUUUGCUGGUCAUCCCCCCUAUGAACACUCGGACUCAAAUACACCUACGGUAUUUACCCCAUCCAACUCAACCCCGAGCACAUACACAGCAUCAACACCAUCUUCGGUUCCCAGUUACCAGAUGAGCCACGACGAAUACGCCUUUCCAACACUCCCAGCUCAUUCUGUUCAAGCUUCUAAGAACAACACUGUAUUCUUACAUGAAGAUUACAACUCUUUUGGAAAUUAUCAAGCAACUCCCUCUCCAUCCACGCCCACACCCACAGAAACACUCACAACACCCUCCCCUGUCCUCGGACCCCCCUCAACAGUCCCAACAAUCACAGUCUAUAACUGGGCCGUCCCAGUAACACCAAUCAACUAUCAUGCUCUACGCAACGUCCACGGUGGACUCCAAGAUGCACCUGAGGAAAUUCCAAAAACGCAGCUAUCCCGCGCGAUCCAGAUUGAGUUGGCCAAAGCCGGUCGACCGCGCAAGAGGGGAAAGAGAAGAAUGUGCGACUGUGGAUGUAAGAGUAUCAUUCAACCGUAUGUUAUUAAACGCCACAUGAAAACCGCACGACGGGUCGUCGGGAGGUGA